AUGGUCUUCAGCGCAACCAUCGAGCCGCCAGAGCACCAAGGCCAAGAACCGGCACCUCCGCCAAAGAAACGCGAACGAUGGAUCACGUAUCCAAUGCUCUCCCACUGCACCUUCCGGCCGACCCCUCCGUCUUCCCGCCAAGCCCCGUCGAUACGCAUCCAAUGCCGAGACUUUACCUUUAUUGCCUUCAACUUCACCUCCACCGAGGUUGCGAGAGAGGCCUAUGACCACAUCAAGUGCCGGACUUGCAAGCUUGGCACCGUACAGAACCUCUUUGCCUUUAGCCACAAGCCGUCCAAGAUGGAGAAGGAGGUCAACGGCUGGAAUCUCUAUGACCCAAGAGCAGAGUUUCGCCGACAGGGCAUCAGUGAAAAGCUCCCCGACAAAGGCUGGAGGAUCACCAACAUCAAUCAGGACUAUAGCUUUUGCGAUACCUACCCGGCCGUCCUCGUCGUGCCCUCCAAGAUUUCUGAUAAUGUCCUCAAGUACGCAAAGGAAUUUCGCUCGAGGAACCGGAUACCCGCCCUCUCAUACAUCCACCCCAUUAAUAACUGUACCAUUACAAGAAGCUCUCAGCCCCUGGCAGGCAUUACCAGGAGAACCAAUGUUCAAGACGAGAAGCUCGUCGCUGCUUCCUUCUCAGCCUCGGUAGGCAAUGGAGGUUCAGAAGACUCGUCUCCAAUGUCUAGCCAGGCAGAGGUAUCCACUAGUACCGUUAUGCUGGAGACGCAGCUGACGGAAACCGAACGAUACGAGGACGAACUCAUCUCGAAAUCCGCUGCCCUCUAUGACGACAAGACUGGCAAGCGGCUCAUCUAUGGCGCUCAGCAGAACAAUCUGAUCGUCGACGCCCGUCCCACAAUCAAUGCCAUUAUGAAUCAGGUACAGGGGAUGGGCUCGGAACCUAUGGACAAGUAUAAAUUCGCACAAAAAAUCUUCCUCAACAUUGACAAUAUUCACAUCAUGCGCAAUUCUUUGCUCAAAGUAGUGGAGGCGCUAAAGGAUGCCGACCUGUCCCCCUUGCCUCCCAACCGCGAGCUUCUACAUCAGAGCAACUGGCUGAGACACAUUCACGAUAUCCUCGACGGGUCAGCCCUCAUUGCUCGCCAGGUUGGUAUCAGACACUCGCACGUCUUGAUCCACUGCUCAGACGGCUGGGACCGUACCAGCCAACUGAGUGCCUUGUCCCAAAUCAUGCUGGACCCCUAUUAUCGUACCAUUGACGGCUUCAUCGUCCUCAUAGAGAAAGAUUGGCUGUCCUUUGGCUACAUGUUUAGGUUACGCUCAGGCCAUCUUAAUUCAGAGGAUUGGUUUACCAUUCAGAAAGACGCAUUCGCUGGUCUCAAGGUCCAACCCGGAGAGAACGAUGGCCGGACUGACGCCUUCCAAAACGUCAUUAGUGGUGCUAAACGAUUCUUUACCUCAAAUAAGGAAGAUGCCGCCGAUCUCGCCACUAUGGGUGAGGGUGCCAGCGGUCAAGUGGUGGAUGAGGAAGCCACCUCGCCCAAGAUGAUUAGUCCAGUGUUCCACCAGUUCCUCGACUGCAUGUACCAGCUGCUGCGGCAGAACAAGACCCGCUUCGAGUUCAACGAACGCUUCCUUCGACGCCUACUAUACCACUCGUACUCGUGUCAAUAUGGAACCUUCUUGUACAAUUCAGAGAAGCAGAGAAAAGAUGCUGGCGUAGCGGAAAAGACGUCUUCCGUGUGGGACUACUUCCUCUGCCGGAGAGCUGAAUUCACCAACCCAGACUACGACCCGACAAUUGAUGACCACAUCAAGGGGAAAGAGCGCAUCAUUCUGCCGCGUCUUGAAGAGAUUCGAUGGUGGCAUCAGCUGUUUGGCAGGACCGAGGACGAAAUGAAUGGAGCCCUCAACGCCGCCGCUAUUGCGGAAAGCGACAGGCAGGCCGCCGUCUCGAGCCUCAACUACCCCAGCGUUGCCCGCGUCGAAGAGGCCCCGGACUCGUCAGCCCCGAGCCCAAGGCCGCCCAGCCUCUCCACAAGUCAAUCGGCUCUCACAGCGGUGGAAACUGCACACACCAUCCUAACGCCCGAGGAUAGACAGACCGCUCUGCAGCACAGCGUAUCCGCGGACGGGAUGAGCGCAUUUGCCGCCCUACGCGAUGGCAUCGCCGGGCUGAACAUAAGCAAGGCCGUAAUGUCCAACUUUGGCCGCCCAGCUGAGCCUGCUGCCGAGCCCGUUGCGCAGGACUCGACGCCGCCCAUUUCUCGCGAUCAAGAGAUGCGAGAGAUGACAUAG
Molecule: messenger RNA, 2262 nt
Organism: Trichoderma harzianum CBS 226.95
Lineage: Eukaryota; Fungi; Ascomycota; Sordariomycetes; Hypocreales; Hypocreaceae
Exons: 1
Coding region: 1-2262 (753 amino acids)
Biological process (GO): dephosphorylation
Molecular function (GO): phosphatase activity
Source: RefSeq, a predicted model, not a curated record